Messenger RNA from Zootoca vivipara (common lizard), 2481 nucleotides. It is a transcript of the gene SLC6A9, whose product is annotated as solute carrier family 6 member 9. Gene Ontology annotation, biological process: sodium ion transmembrane transport; amino acid import across plasma membrane; neurotransmitter transport. Gene Ontology annotation, cellular component: plasma membrane. Gene Ontology annotation, molecular function: amino acid:sodium symporter activity. NCBI's taxonomy places the organism in Eukaryota, Metazoa, Chordata, Lepidosauria, Squamata, Lacertidae. The record is from RefSeq and is a predicted model, not a curated record.
UGCUGCUGCUGCCGCCGCCCCCUCGGAAUCCUCUCCCAGAACUUUCAUUAAAGUCGGCGUCUCCCCCGAGCCCGCGGCAGAAGAGGCACCGUCGGCUGCCACGCGCGGACACGCUGCUCCCUGGACGCGCAGCAGGCGAGCUCGCAGGGUGUGCGGCGGCGGCGGCGGCGGCAGAGGAAGCGAGGCGAGGCCGAAGGAGUACGGUUCGGGCUGAUGCAAUUUUCUCACUAAGAGGAUCCUCCACCUUGACAGCGCGCCUGAAAAGCCCGGGCGAGGCACCGGUGGGAAGCGGCAGGAGGAGACGGGAGCGGCAUGGAGAGGCUUCCUGUCUCUUUGGUCUAAUUUGCGCUUCUGUCUGAGCUCUCUGUGUAGCCUGGGAAGCCUAGCCAUCAAGACGGACAGUGGGCAGCUGGGCGCUCACAUCACGGCCCCCAACCAUGGCAGAAAAAUGCAGUGAGGGGUUGCUGAAUGGUGCUGUGCCUGGCGAGACGUCUAAGCGAGACGAGAACCUCAAGCGUGGCAACUGGGGCAACCAGAUCGAGUUUGUUCUCACGAGUGUUGGCUACGCUGUUGGGCUUGGCAACGUAUGGCGCUUCCCUUACCUCUGCUAUCGCAAUGGGGGAGGUGCUUUCAUGUUCCCCUACUUCAUCAUGUUGGUGUUCUGCGGGAUCCCCCUCUUCUUCAUGGAGCUCUCGUUCGGACAGUUUGCUAGCCAGGGUUGCCUUGGUGUCUGGAGGAUUAGCCCCAUGUUCAAAGGUGUUGGCUAUGGUAUGAUGGUUGUGUCCAGCUACAUUGGAAUCUACUACAACGUUGUGAUCUGCAUCGCCUUCUAUUAUUUCUUCUCAUCAAUGACACGGGUGCUACCCUGGACGUACUGCGGCAACUACUGGAACACACCUGAUUGCGCUGGUGUGUUGGACGUUACCAAUGGCUCAGCUGGGUCAUCACUCAACUUCACACAACUCUUUAACCAGACAGUCAAGCGUACGAGCCCCAGUGAGGAAUACUGGAGGCGGUAUGUGCUGAAGCUGUCGGAUGACAUUGGGAACCUGGGCGAGGUACGGCUCCCUCUUCUGGGUUGUCUGGGCGUCUCUUGGGUCGUCGUCUUCCUCUGCCUCAUCAGGGGUGUCAAGUCCUCAGGAAAAGUUGUGUAUUUCACGGCAACCUUCCCGUACGUGGUGCUGACAAUCUUAUUUGUGCGGGGGAUAACCCUUGAAGGAGCCGUUACCGGGAUCAUGUACUAUCUGACACCACAGUGGGACAAAAUUCUUGAUGCAAAGGUAUGGGGAGAUGCGGCUUCCCAGAUCUUCUAUUCAUUGGGCUGUGCCUGGGGUGGACUUAUCACCAUGGCAUCAUAUAACAAGUUCCACAACAACUGCUACAGGGACAGCAUCAUCAUCAGCAUCACCAACUGCGCCACAAGUGUCUAUGCAGGCUUCGUCAUCUUCUCCAUCCUUGGCUUCAUGGCCAAUCAUCUAGGUGUGGAUGUUUCCAAGGUGGCUGAUCAUGGUCCUGGCUUGGCCUUCGUGGCAUAUCCAGAGGCACUAACACUACUUCCUGUCUCACCCCUUUGGGCUGUUCUCUUCUUCUUCAUGCUCAUCCUGCUGGGGCUGGGAACACAGUUCUGCCUCCUGGAGACUCUGGUCACAGCCAUUGUGGAUGAAAUAGGAAAUGAGUGGAUCAUCCGUCGGAAAACCUUUGUGACUCUAGGUGUGGCUGUAGUGGGCUUUCUUCUAGGGGUUCCACUCACUACACAGGCUGGCAUUUACUGGCUGUUGUUAAUGGACAACUAUGCAGCAAGCUUUUCACUUGUCGUUAUUUCGUGCAUCAUGUGUGUGUCUAUCAUGUACAUCUAUGGGCACCGAAACUACUUCAAGGACAUUGAGAUGAUGCUGGGCUUCCCACCACCCAUGUUCUUCCAAAUCUGCUGGAGAUUCAUCUCUCCUGUUAUUAUAUUUUUCAUCCUCGUGUUCACAGUGAUCCAGUACCGACCGAUCUCCUACAAUACCUAUGUGUACCCCACCUGGGCCAUCUCCAUCGGUUUCCUUAUGGCGCUUUCAUCAGUCAUCUGCAUCCCUAUCUAUGCCGUCUUCUGCGUGAUGCGCUCAGAAGGGGACUCGCUGAUGCAGCGUUUGAAAAACGCUACCCGUCCCAGCCGCGAGUGGGGCCCAGCCCUUAUGGAGCACCGGACAGGCCGCUAUGCGCCAGUACUCAGCUCUUCCACAGAGUCCCAGCUGGAGGUGCAGCUGCUGAACCCCGAGAAGCCCAAGAGUGACGAGGCUGGAGUGGCUGUUGCCAUCACCGUGGGAACCAAUGGCUCUACCCACAGCCAGGACUCCAAGAUCUGAACAUGAGCCUGGGAGGCAGGGCAGGGAGCCCUCCUUGCACCUCCCCUCUCCCACCUGCCCUGGUUCUCCAAACCCUACUCUGCUCAGAUAUACGACAGUGCCCCCCACUGGGUGGGGGAGCCCUGGCUCCCUG